Molecule: messenger RNA, 922 nt
Organism: Macroventuria anomochaeta
Lineage: Eukaryota; Fungi; Ascomycota; Dothideomycetes; Pleosporales; Didymellaceae
Product: inosine triphosphate pyrophosphatase
Exons: 4
Coding region: 291-869 (192 amino acids)
Biological process (GO): nucleoside triphosphate catabolic process
Cellular component (GO): cytoplasm
Molecular function (GO): nucleoside triphosphate diphosphatase activity
Source: RefSeq, a predicted model, not a curated record
CACCAGUCAUACCUUGCUGCUUCCAGCAUCACCAUUAUCAAACUUGCGGAAUUGAGCAUUGAAAACAAUCAUCGCGGUAUAACAAUCUGCAACAAUCCACUUCUUAACGGCCCAUCAAUCUGACUUCACUAGAGCAUCCGACCACGUGCGGCUUCCGAUAUCAAGACUACUUCAGCUGCACGAUCAAACGCCACAGCAAGCUUUCCAAGAGCCUCCAAGAGCCUCAAGCUUCCCAUUUGCUGUUUUCAAACAGAGCUGCAAGCUACCCUGCUCCAGAUCAAGCUGUCAAGAUGACCCCCACACCAGUGCCCAAGCACCUGAACUUUAUCACAGGCAACAAGAACAAGCUCGCAGAAGUCCAAGCCAUUCUGGAAGGCGUCAUUGAGCUCCAAAACCAGAAUGUCGACCUAGUCGAGAUCCAAGGCACAGUCGAGGAAGUCACAUUAGACAAGGCACGACGAGCCGCGGAAGCAGUUGGAGGUCCCGUGCUAGUGGAAGACACAUGUCUCUGCUUCAAAGCCAUGAACGACCUUCCCGGACCAUACAUCAAAUGGUUCAUGCUCUCCCUCGGCCCCCUCGAGCUGCACAAGAUGCUGUCCGGCUUCGAUGACAAGUCUGCGCAGGCGGUGUGCACAUUCGGUUAUUGCGCGGGACCUGGCCACGACCCGAUCACGUUCCAGGGACGUACGGAUGGCAAGCUGGUGCCGAGUCGAGGGCCUACUGUCUUCGGCUGGGACUCGUGCUUCGAGUACGCGGGAACAGGACAGACGUACGCGGAGAUGGACAAAGCGGAAAAGAACAAGAUCAGCCACCGCGGCAAGGCGCUGGAAAAGCUGAAGGAGUGGCUGGCCGCCAGGACCGACGCCUAGAGAGACCAUCACAGCGAAAAAAAAAAUAGACUCACCUUACAAGCAGCGCAAAG